UAUCAGGUUCUCAAAAUGUCAUCUGUCAAGGAGCAGCUUAUUGAGAAUCUAAUUGAGGAAGAUAAAGUCUCCCAGAAUAAGGUCACCAUUGUUGGAACUGGUGCUGUAGGCAUGGCGUGUGCGAUCUGUAUCUUGCUGAAGGAUUUGGCUGAUGAGCUUGCCCUUAUUGAUGUUGUAGCAGACAAACUGAAGGGAGAAACAAUGGAUCUUCAGCAUGGUAGUCUUUUCUUUAAUACUCCAAAGAUCGUCUCUGGAAAAGAUUACAGUGUAUCUGCAAAUUCCAGAUUAGUUAUUAUUACAGCAGGUGCACGGCAGCAAGAGGGAGAAAGUCGCCUUAACCUGGUCCAACGUAAUGUGGAUAUCAUGAAGUCAGCCAUUCCUGCCAUAGUCCAAAAUAGUCCUGACUGUAAGAUGCUUAUUGUUUCAAAUCCAGUGGAUAUUUUGACAUACGUUGUCUGGAAGUUGAGUGGUUUACCUGCAACUCGUGUAAUCGGAAGUGGUUGUAAUCUAGACUCUGCCCGUUUCCGUUACCUAAUUGGACAGAAGUUAGGUGUACAUCCCUCCAGCUGCCAUGGUUGGAUUAUUGGUGAACAUGGUGAUUCUAGUGUGCCUUUAUGGAGUGGAGUAAAUGUUGCUGGUGUUGCUCUGAAGAGUCUAGACCCUAAGUUAGGAACUGAUUCAGACAAGGACUCCUGGAAAAAUAUCCAUAAGGAAGUUGUUGGAAGUGCCUAUGAGAUUAUCAAGCUGAAGGGGUAUACCUCUUGGGGUAUUGGACUGUCUGUGACAGAUCUGGUAAAAUCAAUUUUGAAAAAUCUUAGGAGAGUGCAUCCAGUAUCCACUAUGGUGAAGGGCUCAUAUGGAAUAAAAGAAGAAAUCUUUCUCAGUAUCCCUUGUGUCUUGGGACGAAAUGGUGUCUCAGAUGUUGUGAAAGUUAACUUGAAUUCUGAGGAGGAGGCCCUUUUUAAGAAGAGUGCAAGCACACUUUGGAACAUCCAAAAAGACCUGAAAUUUUAA
This is a messenger RNA of Budorcas taxicolor (takin), 1014 nucleotides long. RefSeq names its product L-lactate dehydrogenase C chain. Lineage: Eukaryota; Metazoa; Chordata; Mammalia; Artiodactyla; Bovidae. Gene Ontology annotation, biological process: carboxylic acid metabolic process. Bases 16 to 1014 code for a protein of 332 amino acids. Gene Ontology annotation, cellular component: cytoplasm. Gene Ontology annotation, molecular function: L-lactate dehydrogenase (NAD+) activity. The record is from RefSeq and is a predicted model, not a curated record. The transcript is spliced from 7 exons.